AUGGAAGAAGAUCAUAUAUCAACUGCUAGAUUUUCCGCUGAUCCAGAAAACGCUAUAGUAUCUUAUAUUUAGACAUCCACCAAAGAUUUCCCUAAUAUACCCAACGAUUCAAGCAAACUAACCUUAGAAGAAAAUGAACGAGUAAGUAAAACUAAGGCAGUCUCAUCUAAAAAUCCGAAAAAAGUCAUCAAGAAAAAUCAAGACCCAUCUGACAAGAAUCUAUCAAAACCAGCACCUUAAUCCUUUAAACUGCCUAAAUAAAAACCUUUUAUCCAAGAAUUUCGAACUCAGCCCAAAACGAAGUCGUAAAAAAAGCCCAGAUUUGCUUAAAAGCGAAAAAUCUCGUCUUCCAAAAAUAAAAAAAGAAAUAUCACCUGGGUCUAUGAGAUAUUUAGAAAACUCUAUAGAUUACUCAAACUCAGUAUUAAAAAGGAGGUCAGAAUCAAAUCCUAAAACCGGCAGAUCUUCAUCAACGUUUGAUCGAAGUACAGCUUCAAGGGAGCAAAGAGGAAAUUUUUCACCGAUUGCUAAUAUGAACAAGUUUGAAUUAGAAAGCUAUAGAGCACAACAAAUUGCAAAAAAACUCCAGCUUCCUGAGCCUGAUUUAUACAAUUUUCCAAGAAUAGUGAGGACACUUAGUUCUAAUAAAAACAAAGCAAUUGUGUUUGGCGCACCUCCAAGUAAUGCGCCUGUAUUAUCUAAUGAAGCUCCUGAAAAUGAUUUUUCUUUAAAUUUUAGAAGAAGAAUUAAAGAAAAAAUCGUAAGCGAUAUUUAUUGUAUUCUGAAAUAAGAAUAGAAUGCUUUUAAUGCUUAAAGCUCUUACUCUUUUAAUAUAGCAAUAAAGUACUAGACUAGGCAAUAAUGCACUUAUUUUGGAUAUAGAGCUUAGUAAUUAA
Molecule: messenger RNA, 896 nt
Organism: Blepharisma stoltei
Lineage: Eukaryota; Ciliophora; Heterotrichea; Heterotrichida; Blepharismidae
Source: the annotation of a GenBank genome assembly